GAACUGAAGUGGACCACUUACAGUUUUAAAGCAGUAUCCAUCGACAGAUAACCUUCCCCUGAUUUAACUUCAAGAAGUUUUCUACCUCCUCUGCUCCUCUAGGACCUACUUUUUAUUUUAAAAAGGGGGGAAACCCCUCCCAUUUUUCAGCUGGGCAUGAAGAAGUAGAUCCACGCCGUGCACGGAGCACCGAGAAGCGGGCUCCUCUCGCUUCUUCCGCCUCCUGCUGGAGCUGGAGAGAUGCCCGGGGCAGGAUGUGCUCCAGCCGCAAGAUUCUGUGGAGCCUGCUCCUGCUGUCGGUGGUGGAGGUGGGCCUGGGUGUGGCGAGCAUCGUCCUGGGAGCCGUGGGCAUCAGCUGGGUCCGGGGCCAGUACAAACCGCAACAAGGGGACGCGUCUCCGGUGUGGAGCGGACUCUGUGUACGUCCUGGGAGCAACUUUUGGUCCCACUUUUUCACUUCCAGAGAGGAUAAGUAACUCAUACGAGUUUCUGGUCUGUGGGAUGUGCGGAGUGCUGUGUGCUCGAAAAAGGACUGGUCUUAUUAUGAUCCUAUUUUCAGCGUGCUGUAUCUGCGGCCUGAUUGGUGGGAUCCUCAACUUCCAGUUUGUCAGAGCUCUGAACAAACGUCCAGACUCAAUGAACUCCAUCCAUCUGGCAGCAAUGACACUGGCCUGUCUGGGUAUCUCCUCCUGUACGUUAUCUACAUGGCUGACUUGUCGCUUGGCCAGCUCGGAGCAGCAGAGGAUGUUCCUGGAGAGGGAGCACUCGUUGCACCACUCACACGAGAUGACCGAGAAGGAGAUCCUGGACAAUUCCAGUAAUGGCAUACCCCAGAUCUCCUAUAACGGACACACCACAGCAGCUUCACCGUGAUGGCAUGUCACUGGAGCAUCUGUGUCUUCCUACAUGCCCUGCAGUAUACACAGUAACUAAAUACGCUGACCGCAGGAAGCGGAGGGAGUAAAACCAGGUCUCUCUCACCUUGGGACUCUUCAUCGCUAGAGUCAACAGCAAGACAGAGAAGGUCUGAAUAAUUAUGCAAACAGAAGUUCAAAGAUGCAGAACAGAUGCUGUGUGGGCAAUAAUUCAGGUGACAGACAUCUGCAGGACAUCAUGUGACCUUUGAACCAAUGAGCAUUAAGGAUGGACUCUGCAAUCGGAAGCCUCAAAGCGAUGAGCACAAACCAAGCAUGCAGCUGAUUCACUUGUUAUGAAGAGCUAUUUCAGUCUCAGUGUCCUUACUCUCUCUAUAUGUUAUGGAAUGCAGAUCUUGAGAUAGGCUAUCUGUAUAAUGGAAUGCUUAUCAUGAAAAUACAGCCAUGCACAAUGUACUGAACUGUUUAUCCAUGCUUGUAUUUCAGGUA
Messenger RNA from Cheilinus undulatus (humphead wrasse), 1364 nucleotides. Its product is annotated as transmembrane protein 196. The transcript has 5 exons. The record is from RefSeq and is a predicted model, not a curated record. Bases 241 to 873 code for a protein of 210 amino acids. NCBI's taxonomy places the organism in Eukaryota, Metazoa, Chordata, Actinopteri, Labriformes, Labridae.